Molecule: messenger RNA, 2218 nt
Organism: Diatraea saccharalis (sugarcane borer)
Lineage: Eukaryota; Metazoa; Arthropoda; Insecta; Lepidoptera; Crambidae
Source: the annotation of a GenBank genome assembly
GUUUGUCACUGUCAUUGUCAUCGAGUUAAACUUUUGUUUUUAGUAUAAAUUGAUGAUAAAUAAUGUAAACUAACAUUGAAAGUGCUGCUUAUUUAAGAUUAUAAACAUGGCGUUAGCUUUAAGAAGAACAUAUUUAAAAGUCAGAGACCAUUUAGUGUUAUCAAAAACGAAAAUACCACCUCGUAACUACGCGUUGUCCUUGGAUUUUCGUGCCUACAGCGAGGAAAAAAAUAAUAACCCUGAUUUUAGCAAUAGUACGAUUUUGGUUGAGAAUGGAUUUAAUGUGCAAGAGCUUCCAGUCGUAAUACGAAAAUUGAAGGACCUAUCAGAUGUCGACGAAGUCACUGCAAAUAAAACUUCCUCUACGACUUCUUCCAACUACGGCUUAAUACAAGCUGAAUUCAGAGAAUGUGUCGAUUUGAGAGAUGUCUUUUCUUUGCUAUCAAAAUGUACUAAAAUAACACCUCAUAUUGCAUUAGGUGCCAUGGAAAGGAUUUACGAUAUAGAAAAAGGUCCCAAUACCCUGAUUGAUGUUAAUGGUAAUCACAUUAAUAUGGCAAAAGGUGCUAUUUUGGACAAGCUCUUAAAAGUUGUAGCGAAGACUGAAGAUACACAGACUAUUUUAUAUGUACUAAAGUCCAUAUCUUCAUUCAUGGAGCCUUUUAAAUAUAAGUUUUGUGAUGAAUUAUUAUUUAGAACAAUAGAUAAUAAGAUGACUAUUGAACAAAUUUGUAUGUUUACUAAUUUUCUUAUUGAAAAUAAGUCUAAUCCAAAAUAUGCCGACACUAUUGACAAAUUAUGGGUAGGUUUUGUUUCUAAGGAAUGUGAUAUCAAUGAAUAUAACAUUGCUACUAUAUUUAGUUUAUUACCAGGAUUGAAAGUAAGUAAAAGAAUUGUUUUAACACUAUUGGAACAGAAGUUAUCUGAUUUGUGGUAUAAAAUUAAAGUGCCAGUUAUGAAACAGAUUUUAAAUAGUUUUGUUGAUGAGAAGUAUUUAUCAUUUCAGUCAUUUGCCAUUAUUGGGAGGUGGCUUCAUACUAAUAUCCAUGUGCUAGACGAUGACUCUUUAUUAGACAUAGUAUCAAAAAUAACUAGGCUUAAAUACACAGAUGAUCAAAUAGAAAAGGCACUUGAGAAAUAUAUGAAAUUAAAAGGUGACAAAAUUGAGUCACAUGUUCUCAUUGUUGGUAUAUUGAAUCAUUGUAUGCAGUUUCAGAUACGUAACAAACAUAUCUUGAAAUCUUGUAGUGAAUAUUUUCAAAAUAACAUUCAUAAUAUUCCACCCAGUUUUAUGAAGUCACACAUAUAUCCUUAUGGUUUCUUAUAUUUUACACCAGACAAUGGUAAAUUCUGGGAUUCAAUUGAAGUAGCUUUGCUAAAUAAUUUUUUGAAAAUAAAUGUUGAUGACCUGUCUCUGAUAAUGUUGUCAUAUAUUUACGUGGGAAAAUAUCCCUUGAGACUUGCCAGUAAGGUUUUCAGUCCAUUGUAUUUAGUCAAAGUAAACAACAAUAAUAAUCCUGAGGCUUUCAGAAAUUUAACUUUGUUAGACACUGCAUUGUCACUGGAGUGUCCAAACGAUUAUGCUGGGCCUUUCAUACCAAAAGAUCAGUGGCCAAAACCAGUGGGCCAAGAUGACAGGAUAAAAAACAUUGUGACCAAAGUUUAUACUAGUCUUGAGGAUGUAGCUGGAGGUGCUGAUAAAUUAUCAAGAGAUGUAAUGGUACCUAAUUUCUCUCAUAAAACUUACUUAAUUGAUGUAAUGUUUCAUCCUCGUGGGCUUGAUGUUAAAACACUCAAUUGGAAAACAAUGUCUUCUAGAAAUGUGAAUGUAGCAAUGCUUGUACAUUUGCCUGACCAUUAUUGUUCAGAUAAUACACAGUUAAUAGGACCACAAGUCAUGAAGAAAAAGCAUUUGAGACUGUUAGGAUUUAAAGUUGUAAGUGUGAAAUAUUCAAUUAUUAGUAAAUUUUAUACAUCUUUUAAUAUGAAAGGUUUGAGGCAGUACCUUAUUGAUAAUAUUAAAAGUGCUGAAGAGUGUCUUUAACAUAGAUAGGAGCUAUAUUUUUAUAUGACUUUAUCAUUAAUAUGUAAUCAAAUUAUGUUAGUAAGUAAUGAAAUGUAAUAAUUGUACAGGUUGUAUUGUUAUGUUUACAAAUACUAAUGUUUAUGACACAUUAAGGAACUAGGAUUUUAUAAAUAAAAGAAAGUGUUAAUUUUC